GUUUUUUGGGGUUUUUCCCCCCCAGCUCCCGGGGUUUGACGAUGGGUUAUUGCGCGGCCCUGAACUGCCGCAACGGCACCAGCGGCGCCUACAAGAACACCUCGGUCAGUUUCUAUGGAUUCCCCCUCCAAAACAAAGCCCUCCUGAGGCAGUGGAUCCAAAACAUGGGCCGGGACAUGGAGACCCCCUCCAAAUACCAGUGCCUGUGCUCGGAGCAUUUCGAGGAGAGCUCCUUCGAGGCGGACCCUGUGAAAAUCCGCAAGAGACGGCGCCUGCUGAAGGAAGCUGUUCCCAGCAAAUUCAUCCUGGCCUUGGAUGGCACCUGGCUCGUGGGGACACCCCGGGGCGGCGGCGACGUGACGAGCAACAAAACCCGAAAACGGAUCCGGAAUUCCGAGCCCUGCAGGGUCCCUGGGAUGUUUCCUCAGUGGCCACGUCUGCAGGAUUGGCAGAAUGAAUUUUAUAAGCAAUUGCUGAAGGAGAAAUUUGGACCUUUGAUCACACUGGGAAGAGACUGUCCUGUUCCCAAAAGCCAUAUCCCAGAAGGAGGAGCAGCAUGGGUCAAGGAUCCGCAGGAUUUGGAGGAAAGGAAAGUCCCUGCCAGCCUCAGCACAGGCCAUGGUGGUGCCAUGACCCAGGGAUCAUCCUCGGGAACAUCCCAAGCCCUGCACCACCACUGCUCUGACCUGGCAGAAACGUCGGGGAGCCGCCACAAUCCGGCACCAAAUCCAGCAAAUCCCAUGAAAAUCAGGAGUGGGCCCACGCAAGAUGCUGCCAUUUCCAAGCCUGAGCUGCUGACACGGAUUGAGCAGGGAGAGGAUCCCAACACUGAGGAUCAGGAGGACUCUGAGGGAGGAGAGACCCCCACGGACCCCAGCACUGGUGAGCCACGAGAUUCCUGGGACUCGGGGGGGAGAGUUUUUCUUCCCCGGGCCCGAUGA
Motacilla alba alba is the source of this 941-nucleotide messenger RNA. RefSeq lists its product as uncharacterized. The transcript has 7 exons. The record is from RefSeq and is a predicted model, not a curated record. NCBI's taxonomy places the organism in Eukaryota, Metazoa, Chordata, Aves, Passeriformes, Motacillidae. Bases 42 to 941 code for a protein of 299 amino acids.